GUCCCGCGAAGGUUCGGACCAGUUUAGUCGUCGCAAACAUGAAAGCAGCUUCGGUGGUACUCAGUAUUUUCGGGCUAGUCGCCUUGGCCAGCGCUGCCCCUCUCGAGAGCAACCCAUGGGCUUUGAUACCGGAUGGCAAUGGCAGACUGCAUCUGAUUAACGUCCACCCGUACGAUGUGCCCAAAGGUGACAAUGAGGUCGAACCAAUGUUCGACCCCGAGACCGACGUGGUGUUCCGUCUGUAUACUCGUCGCAACCCGGUCCAUCCGCAAGUGAUUCGCUGGAACGAUCAGGGUUCUGUGUCUGGCAGUAACUUCAAUCCGGCCCAUCCUACCCGUUUCCUAAUCCACGGUUUCCUGGAGGGUGAGGAUGCCAGUUUGCACUGGAGCAUCAAGGAUCACUUCAUCCGCAUCGGUGAGUUCAACAUCGUAAACGUGGACUGGGGUGCAGGAUCGCAGACUAUCAACUACAUUGCCGCCCGUAACCGCGUCGGAGCUGUCGGUGAAAUCAUCUCGCGCAUGAUCAACACCAUCGUUUCCGCCUCUGGAGCAUCCCGUGAUAACAUUAGCCUGAUCGGACAUAGCUUGGGUGCGCACGUUGCGUCAAACGCUGGAAAGCACCAGAACGGUCAGCUGGGCACGAUCAUCGGUUUGGAUCCGGCUGGUCCGCUGUUCUCCGCCGGACAGGCCGAUAUCUUCGGUGCCAAUGAUGCGCAGUACACGGAAGCAAUCUACACGAAUGCUGGACUUCUUGGAUUCGAUCAGCCACUGGCGCAUGCUAACUUCUACCCGAAUGGCGGUCGCUCGCAGCCGGGAUGCAUUCUGGAUAUAGCUGGAAUCUGUGCGCAUAACCGCGUAAACGAUUUCUAUGCUGAGUCGGUUUCGUCAUCGGUGGGCUUCCGAUCGGUGCGCUGUGCCAAUCAUGGCGAGAUCCUUUCUGGCGGAUGUACCUCAAGCGGUCCGAAUGCCAACAUGGGUGGCGAACCGUCCAACCGUGGACGUGGUGUUUCGGGUGUUUACCAUCUAAACACCAACUCCAACUCGCCUUUCGCGCAGGGUUAGGAGUAACCAUUAAAUUGGGAAUAAAUUUGCCAAAUGCAUUUUGUAAAUAGUAUCUAAACAAAAGUUGUAGCUGCUUCAGAAAGAAGGUCUUGGUCGGCCGGGUGGUGUAUGUGAUAAACUGAGCCGACCCACACGGCAGUGCUAGGGAUCAAAUCCCAUCCGGACCGUCUCCCUGUAGCAUGGACUGACUAUCCUGCUACGUGGUAAAACAAGUCUUGAUACGGCCAGGCCGUUCUAACCGAGCAAAAAAA
This is a messenger RNA of Anopheles funestus (African malaria mosquito), 1312 nucleotides long. Its product is annotated as pancreatic triacylglycerol lipase-like. NCBI's taxonomy places the organism in Eukaryota, Metazoa, Arthropoda, Insecta, Diptera, Culicidae. Gene Ontology annotation, biological process: lipid metabolic process. The record is from RefSeq and is a predicted model, not a curated record. Gene Ontology annotation, molecular function: lipase activity. The coding region runs from base 39 to 1061 and encodes 340 amino acids. The transcript has a single exon.